This is a messenger RNA of Lycium barbarum (goji berry), 3323 nucleotides long. Its product is annotated as DExH-box ATP-dependent RNA helicase DExH10-like. Gene Ontology annotation, molecular function: RNA helicase activity; ATP binding; RNA binding. Gene Ontology annotation, biological process: RNA catabolic process; maturation of 5.8S rRNA. Lineage: Eukaryota; Viridiplantae; Streptophyta; Magnoliopsida; Solanales; Solanaceae. The transcript is spliced from 16 exons. Bases 159 to 3107 code for a protein of 982 amino acids. Gene Ontology annotation, cellular component: nucleus. The record is from RefSeq and is a predicted model, not a curated record.
AAAAUACCCUAUAGAGCACAGUUCCCAACUCUUUCGUUCUGUAGAGGCAACACGAAUUGAUUAACGACAACUCAAUUCGCUAAACCACCCUGUAUUUUUCUUCUUUUGUGCUAGAAUAGAAGCUUUAAAGUGCCCUAAAGAACCUAUAAAUAGUUGAAAUGAUGGUGGAGUCUCCCAUAUUAGGUAAACGGAAACUAGACGAUGAGGAAAAUGAAACAACAACGAAAAGGGCCAGAACUUGCGUGCACGAAGUAGCAGUUCCCAGUAAUUACACUUCAACGAACAAUGAAUCACUUCAUGGUACUCUUUCAAACCCCAUUUACAAUGGCCAAAUGGCCAAAAUUUACCCAUUUAAACUGGACCCAUUUCAAGAAAUCUCAAUAUCAUGUUUAGAACGUAAAGAAUCAGUUCUUGUAUCAGCACAUACAUCUGCUGGUAAAACCGCUGUAGCAGAAUACGCCAUUGCGAUGUCUUUUAGAGAUAAACAAAGGGUCAUUUACACUUCCCCUUUAAAAGCAUUAAGUAAUCAGAAAUAUAGAGAAUUAAGUCAUGAGUUUAAUGAUGUUGGUUUAAUGACUGGUGAUGUUACUAUUAUGCCGAAUGCGAGUUGUUUAGUUAUGACAACUGAGAUUUUGAGAGGUAUGCUUUAUAGAGGUUCUGAGUUAUUGAAAGAAGUUGCUUGGGUUAUAUUUGAUGAAAUACAUUACAUGAAAGAUCGCGAACGAGGGGUAGUUUGGGAAGAGAGUAUUAUUUUUUUGCCACCUGAAAUUAAGAUGGUUUUUUUAUCAGCAACAAUGUCGAAUGCUACAGAAUUUGCUCAAUGGAUUUGUAAUAUUCAUAAACAGCCUUGUCAUGUUGUUUAUACCGAUUUUAGACCAACCCCUUUGCAGCAUUACGUGUUCCCUGUGGGUGGGGUUGGAUUGUAUUUAGUUGUUGAUGAUAAUGAGCAGUUUAGGGAAGAUAAUUUCUUGAAAUUACAAGAUAUGUUGACGAAGAGGAAGAUGGGGAGCGCUAAUGGUAAGGCUGGUGGAAGAAGUGGAAAAGGUGGUUCUGGUUCUUCUGGUGUGUCCGAUAUCUAUAAAAUUGUUAAGAUGAUCAUGGAACGGAAGUUUCAGCCAGUCAUUAUAUUCAGUUUUAGUAGAAGAGAAUGUGAACAACAUGCAAUGUCUAUGACCAAACUUGAUUUUAAUACUGAAGAGGAAAAGGAAGCUGUGGAGCAGGUAUUCCAUAGCGCAGUGGCGUGCUUGACCGAGGAAGAUAGAAACUUACCAGCAAUUGAAUUAAUGUUGCCACUGCUUCAGCGCGGGAUUGCUGUUCAUCACUCUGGUUUGCUUCCUGUUAUCAAGGAACUUGUGGAACUUCUUUUCCAAGAAGGACUCAUAAAGGCCCUUUUUGCCACAGAGACGUUUGCUAUGGGACUAAACAUGCCUGCAAAAACAGUAGUUUUUACCAGUGUAAAAAAAUUUGAUGGUGAUAGUCAUCGUUAUAUUGGAUCUGGUGAGUAUAUACAGAUGAGUGGAAGAGCAGGACGUCGUGGCAAAGAUGAGCGUGGUAUUUGCAUUAUCAUGAUUAACGAGGAGAUGGAGAUGGAUGACCUCAAGGACAUGGUUUUGGGUAAACCAGCUCCGUUGGUCAGCACUUUUAGGCUGAGUUACUACACAAUUUUGAAUCUAAUGAGCCGAACUGAAGGUCAAUUUACCGCUGAGCAUGUUAUCAAAAACUCAUUUCACCAGUUCCAGUAUGAGAAGGUUUUACCUGACAUUGGGAAGGAGGUUUCCAAGUUGGAAAAACAAGCUGCAUUGCUUGAUGCCUCAGGGGAGGCUGAGGUUGCAGGAUAUCAUAAACUAAGGCUUGAGAUAGCCCAAUUUGAGAAAAAAUUGAUGGCUGAAAUAACAAGGCCUGAAAGGGUUCUGUAUUUUCUUCUUCCUGGCAGGCUGGUUAAGGUAUGGGAAGGUGGAAAAGAUUGGGGUUGGGGUGUUGUAGUCAAUGUGGCGAAGAAGCCUCCAGCAGCAUUGGGUUCUUUGCCCGCUGCCCUCUCUGCUUCACGUGGCUCUGGCUAUAUUGUGGAUACCUUACUUCAUUGCUCUCUGGGUUCCAGUGAAAAUGGUUCUCGACCCAAACCAUGUCCUCCUCGUCCUGGGGAAAAGGGUGAAAUGCAUGUGGUUCCUGUUCAGUUACCCUUAAUUUCUUCUCUCAGCAAGCUUAGAAUAUCUGUUCCUUCUGACCUUCGGCCUUUGGAAGCGAGACAAAGUAUUUUUCUUGCAGUACAGGAGCUUGAAAAACGGUUCCCCGAAGGCCUCCCAAAGCUUAACCCUGUAAAGGACAUGGGCAUUGAAGAUCCUGAAGUCGUUGAUAUGGUGAACCAGAUUGAAGAACUUGAGAAGAAGUUGUUUUCUCAUCCACUGCAAAAGUCACAAAAUGAACAUCAGCUUAAGUGUUUCCAGAGGAAGGCUGAAGUGAACCAUGAAAUUCAACAACUCAAGUCAAAAAUGUGUGAUUCACAGCUUCAAAAAUUUCGGGAUGAACUUAGGAACCGCUCCCAAGUCCUGAAAAAGCUGGGCCACAUUGAUGCUGAUGGUGUUGUGCAGUUGAAGGGACGGGCAGCCUGCUUGAUAGACACUGGAGACGAACUUCUCGUGACUGAAUUGAUGUUUAAUGGUACAUUCAAUGAUCUUAAUCAUCAUCAAGUUGCGGCUCUGGUAAGCUGCUUUAUCCCAGGCGACAGAUCAGAGGAACAAAUACAAUUAAGAUAUGAACUUGCAAAACCAUUACAACAGUUACAAGAUAGUGCAAGAAGAAUAGCAGAGAUACAACAUGAAUGCAAGUUGGAAAUAAAGGUCGAUGAAUAUGUGGAGGCAUCAGUUCGACCAUUCUUAAUGGAUGUUAUUUACUGUUGGUCAAUGGGUGCAUCUUUUGCGGAGGUUAUACAAAUGACAGACAUCUUUGAAGGUAGCAUCAUACGGCUGGCUAGAAGGCUUGAUGAAUUUUUAAACCAGUUGAAAGCUGCUGCACAUGCUGUGGGAGAAACAGAUUUAGAGAACAAAUUUGGUGCAUCAAGUGACAGCAUUCGGCGAGGGAUAAUGUUUGCAAAUUCUCUCUACCUGUAAGAGUUCUUGUAGAAGUAGAUCAGUGCUGGGUAGCUGGGAGUACUCAUUAUCGGUAUAUCAGGCUGUAUAUUCUGUCCCUGACAGAUUCUUCUUUUAUUCAUUCUUUUCGUAUUCAAAGUAACAUGUUUCUUAUUUCUAGUGAUACCUUCUGUAGUUGAAUGUGGCAGAUCCAUAAGCUUGCUGUUUGAUUAUAAUUGCAACACACUUUAGUAGAAA